Molecule: messenger RNA, 8189 nt
Organism: Diabrotica virgifera virgifera (western corn rootworm)
Lineage: Eukaryota; Metazoa; Arthropoda; Insecta; Coleoptera; Chrysomelidae
Gene: ArfGAP3
Product: ADP-ribosylation factor GTPase-activating protein 2
Exons: 10
Coding region: 125-1759 (544 amino acids)
Biological process (GO): COPI coating of Golgi vesicle
Molecular function (GO): GTPase activator activity
Source: RefSeq, a predicted model, not a curated record
UGUUGCUGACAUUUCUCAACGUCAUACAAAAGUCAAAUUUCUAAUUCCAACACUAUACAAUAUAUUGGUAGUUUAUUAGUUAUUCAUAUUAAUUUAACUUUAACAUAAAUAAAGAUUUAAGAACAUGGACAACCAGCCCACCAAAGAAGACAUUCAAGCAGUAUUUAAUAGGUUACGGUCAAUUCCAGCCAACAAGGUUUGUUUUGAUUGUGAAGCCAAAAAUCCAACAUGGGCAAGUGUUACAUAUGGUGUUUUCAUCUGUAUAGACUGCUCAGCAGUUCACAGAAGUUUGGGAGUACAUUUGACUUUUGUAAGAUCUACUCAGUUAGACACCAAUUGGACUUUAAUGCAACUUAGGCAAAUGCAAUUAGGAGGCAACAGUAAUGCGUUGCAGUUCUUUAGUCAACAUAACUGUAACACUAAUGAUGCUCAGAAGAAAUAUAAUUCUAGGGCAGCCCAAUUAUAUAGAGAAAAGCUUAAUCAAGCUGCUGCCAGUUCGUUAAGAACCAAUAAAGAGCUGCAUGUUCAUCCCCAGCCGCAAGAAAAACAAGAAGAGAAAGAAGCCGACUUUUUCUCGGAACAGGAUCAUUUCAGUACUCAGGACACUUCUUCUGUUCGAUCACAAUCGAAUUUUAACGAAUUAAGCUCGCCAGUUAGAAAUGCCGAGUCUAUUAAACCAGCAGAACAACUGAAUGUCGGUGAAGGACCUAAAGUUGAUUUCUCAGUAGCUCAUUCACAUGUCGAACCAAAGAAAUCUACAAUCGGAGCUAGAAAACCAGCUGCAAAAAAAUCUACGCUCGGUGCUAAAAAAUCUGGUCUGGGCGCCACUAAGGUUAAAACGAACUUUGCCGAAAUCGAAAAGGAAGCGGAGCUUGCCGAAGAACUGCGUGCCAAAGCAGCUGAGGAUGCACUUAAAAUGGCUGCUUUGACGGUGAAAGAACAAGAGGAACGGGACGCAGCCGUAAGAUUGGCCUACAAAGACCUUAGCUUACAACAACAAAAGAAAGAGGAACAGCUAAGGAAAGAAGAUCCGAAAAAAGCUGCUCAGCUGGAAAGGCUGGGAAUGGGACUUGGUGCAAGGACGGGAGUGAGCCACUCAGCUAUCAGUGACAUGCAAACAAUAGAGCAAGAAAAUAUCAAAGGUUCAAGUAGUACUGUGACAUCUUUGGGACAAUUGCGAUUAUUAAUAGAUAAUGGUUUAAUUAUGGACGAUGAUUUUCAUGGAAAUACACUAAGUAUGAUUCGAAACUCCAACAGUUACGGUAAUAGCAAACUUAAUUCGUUCAUGACAGAUUUGGCCGAGACCAAAUCCGAAAGUAGUAAAUCGAGCAAAGAUAGCUGGGUGAUAAUAGAUGAUCCACCAGAGAAACCCAAAUCUAGUUCUUAUGAAAGAGAAAGAGAAAGGGAGCGUGAACGUGAAAAGCCACCGAGAAACCUUGAACCCGUUAGCAAUACCGACGAAGCGCAAAAGAAAUUCGGUAACGCCAAAGCAAUUUCAUCCGACCAAUUUUUCAAUGAUGGUAGUGCCGACUAUGAAGCUCAGGCUAACUUAAGCAGAUUCCAAGGUUCUUCCAGUAUAUCGUCGGCAGAAUUUUUUGGUAACGGUAGAGAGGCAAGUUAUUCAUCUAACAAUGUACCCGCUUAUGAUCUAGAAGAUGUUAAAGAAAGUGUCCGACAAGGUGUCACGAAAGUAGCUGGCAAGUUGGGAUCUAUGGCUAACGAUUUAAUGUCAUCAAUUCAGGAUCGAUAUGGUUACUAGCAUUUAACCAUCGACGACGAGUUGGAGAGAUUGGCACAUCAGCACACAUCGUAAAUUUGUUAAAAAUUUCGAUUUUAGAUAAAUUCAGCGAUAUCAGAUGUGCCUUGACACUAGGACUUUUUAAAAAUAAAUAUAAAUCAAUUGAAAAACAGUUUUAUACAGUACGUCCUGGAGGUCUCUACGUAAAUGGUUAAAAUCUUUUUCAAUUAUCACCUUUUAAUUGUUUAUUACUAACAUAUCAAAAGUAACACUUUCGUCUCAUGUUUACGUAUUAAAUAAUUGAAAUUUUCAUCAAGCCAUUAAAAUAUACAAACCUCAAUGGUCAUGCCCAAUUGAUUGAGUAUUUUGUUAUAUAAGACAUCAGCAAUAUAUAGCCGGAUCAAAGAACAAUCUGACCCCCAAAAAAAUAAAGGAAGGAUGAAAAUUUGGGAGUAGGUAUUUGAAAUUGUUUAUUAUUAUAUAAGAAAAGUUUACAAUUUUACAUCCCCUCCAUUUUACAAAAAUGGAGGGGAAUAAUCCCCCUCCCUCGAAGAUGAAAAAAGUACAUUCAAAAUAAGACCGGAAUUAGAUAAAAUGACUAAUUCUAAACAACUUUUCUUUAUAGAGUUUUUUCACUAAGUCAAUACUUUUCGAGUUAUUUGCGAGUGAAUAUGUUCAUGUUUAACAAAAUAAAACAUGUUUUUGGACGGUUUUUCGGAGAUAACUCAAAAAGUAAGUAUUUUAGCAAAAAAAAAAUAUUCAAUGUGAAAUAACCCAAAAACGGAGCACUUUUAGGGGAAAAUUCAUUUUAACUUUUUUUAAGUGUUUAAAAAAAGGUUUAUUUUUGUUUUUUAAAAAAAACUUGUAAUAUUAAAAGUAAGUGAAUUACGCUCAAAAUAUUGUUGGUCCCUUUUAUUUUUUGGUAAAAAAGUCGCGAAAAUAACCCCCUGAUUAGCAUCACAUAUAAAUUUUAACAUUACCACUUCACAAGUUACUUUGUCUAUGUAUUAUUUAUAUGAUCUGUAAGUUUCAUCGGUUCAAAGUGGUUCGUUUUGAAAAAGCUGUAGUUAAAAUUGCUUGGACGAGUAAUUAAUGACGAGUUUAGGCAAAUUUUGAACAGCCAUAGCAUAACCAAUUUUUGUCUAACAAGAAAACAAAAAAUCAAAAAUAUUCAGAAAAGCAAAACAUACAUUUUAUUACUCUUUGAGAUUUUUGGUAUUCCUAAUUGUUUUUAAGUUAAUUCCAUAAACAAUUACAAAUUUUUUCAAAAUUAAAAAAAAAUGUUUUAUUUUAAACCCAAUAUUUUUCAAAACUGAGCACUUUGAACCAAUGAAACUUAUAGAUAAUAUAAACAAUACAUAAGUAAAGCAACUUGUAAAGCGGUAACGAUUAAUUUUAUUUGAGAAGCUAAUUAAGGGGCGUUUUUCGCCAUUUUUUUACCAAAAAAUAAAAGGGACCAACAAUAUUUUGAGCGUAACUCACUUACUUUAAAUGUUAGAAGUUUUUUUAAAAAACAAAAAUAAACCUUUUUUUAAACACUUUAAAAGUUGUAAUUAAUUUUCCCCGAAAAGUGCUCCGUUUUUUGGUUAUUUUACGUUGAAAUAUUCGAUUUGGAAUUUGACGAAGAAGAACCUACAUUUCAUUAGCUGUAACUCUCCUUCUACUGGGUCUUCAGACCUCACGCAUACACCAUUUUUUUCAAUUUUUUAUAAGCUAUAUUUUUACUAAGAAUAUUUUUUUCGCUAAAAUACUUACUUUUUGAGUUAUCUCCGAAAAACCGUCCAAAAACUUUUUUUUUUGUUAAAAAUGAACACAUUUACUCGCAAAUAACUCGUAAAGUAUUGACUUAGUAAAAAAACUCUAUAGAACAAAAGUUACUUAGAAUUAGUCAUUUUAUCCAAUUCCGGACUUAUUUUGACCGUAUAUUUUUCACCCAUGAGAAAAAAUUUUUUACCCCGUAUUUUACAAUUUUUGUAAAAUGGAGGGGAUGUAGAAUUGUAAACUUUUUCUUAUAAAUAUAAUAAUAGACAAUUUCAAUUACCUAUUCCCAAAUUUUUAUCCUUCCUUUAUUUUUUUGGAGGUUUUCGUAAAAUUUUGCGUUCCCUGAUCGGGCUAAUAUACGAGUUUAAGACUUCAUUUAUCCUCUAAAGACGACUUCGUUAAAUCACUGCGUUUCAACUGAGAAGUUGUAGCUGUCUUAUUAAUUACUAAAUAUUUUACAUAAUUCCGACACUUGAAGAAUCGAUAAAAAUUUUCACCUACGAAAAUGUCAUCAUCGUCGUCAAAUCAUACCUUUUGUUUGAAAUCGAUAGAAGUCCAAUGAGUUUUAGGUUUACCCGACUUCAUAUUCUUCUUAUUUAUAUACAUGCGUUUUCUUUUAAUAAUGGUUGUCUACCACAUUGUUUCUAUAUUUUUACUACAGGGUGUCCAGAAACUCUACCGACAAACGAAGACAGGAGAUUUCUCAUAUAAUUUUAAGACAUUUUAACCCAAUUCAUCUAGUCUGAAAAUGCUUCCUAAGGGAGCUAGAGCUCUUUGAAGAUGGCGUCUUGUAAUUAGUUUUUAUUGGAUAUCUUUAGAACGCUUUUAUUUAGAAAUAAAAAAAUUGGUACGCAUAUUUAUCUUCCAGAGAUAUAUCGAUUUCAUCCGUUGUGAAUUUCUAGUACCGGUCGUAGGCGUCCGUUUUGGGUAGGGCAACGAUUAUUUGAUCGCAUAACUUUUUUGUAUUCAACUUUUAAGCAUCUUUGAUACUGGAUUAUUAAAUUGUGAGGUAUUCUAGUACUAAAAGAUACUCUUGAUUUAAGUCGGUAGGAUACACCGUUUUCUUGAAAAAUCGAUUUGAAAAUUUUUCGUUUUUUGAAUUUGAAAAAAAAUUGAAAAAAAUUCAAAAAAAAAAGAUGUAUUUUACCAACUUAAAGCAAGAGUAACUUUUAGUACUAGAAUACCUCAUAAUUUAAUAAUCUAAAGUAAAAAAUUCUUAAAAUUUAAAGACAAAAAACUUGUGCGAUAAAAUAACCGUUGACCUACCCAAAAAGGAAGCAUAUGACCGGUACUACAAAUUCGCAAUUAAUGAAAUCGAUUCAUCUCUGGGAUAUAAAUAAACGUACCAGUUUUCGUUUUUCUAAAUGGUUUUUUUUAAUUUUUUUUUGGAAAUUCAAAAAACGAAAAAUUUUCAAAUCGAUUUUUCUAGAAAACGGUGUGUUCUAUCGACUUAAAGCAAGAGUACCUUUUAGUACUAGAAUACCUCACAAUUUAAUAAUCCACUGUCAAAAAUGCUUAAAAGUUAAAGACAUAAAAGUUAUGUGAUAAAAUAACCUGCCCUACCCAAAAUGGACGUCUAUGACCGGUACUAGAAAUUCACAAUCAAUGUAAUCGAUUUAUCUCCGGAAGAUAAAUAUGCGUACAAAUUUCCAUUUUUCUAAAUAAAAUCGUUCUGGAGUUAUUUAAGAAAAACUAAUUACAAGACGCCAUCUUCAAAGAGCUCUAGCUCCCUUAGGAAGCAUUUUCGGACUAGAUGAAUUGGGUUGAAGUUGGAAUAACUUCAAUUUAUAAGAGGAAUCUCCUGUCAUCGUUUGUCGGUAGAGUUUAUGGACACCCUGUAUAUUUGCGCCUAUGUAUCAUUCCCCUUAUUAUACACUUAGGUUUUAUCUCUAAUAUGCUUCAUUAACCUUUAUAAUUUUUAAAAUAUUUCCAUUCUGUUUUUCAUUAAUUUUAUAAAGUAUACAAUUUUAAUUAAAUAAAAGUGUCAGUUGCUCGUUUUCCUUAUUUUCUUCAACGAAAAAAAAAAUUAUACAAGAAAAAGCCAUGAUCAAUUUAAUAUUUAUUAGCCACAACAGGGAUGCCAAACAAAAAGAAUGACUUCGUGCUACAGAGUUUUCGGUCGUACAACUUUAUCUCAUGCUUAGCAGUUCAUUUUUUUUUUCGUAUUAAGAUCAAAUCCAUGUUCGCUACUUAGCUGGUGGACGUGGUAAAAAUUACUUCUUGAUUUUGUAAAUUAGCUACAUUGACAUAAUUCAAUCGCAGAAACAGUCAUAUUCUGUAUCGACCACUAAAAAUCUUAUUCACAUCCCUUUCUAACUUAUGUUCCUAAGUUCGGAUAAAUUCACUGAGAUUUAAUUUUUGUUAUAAAGAAUAUAUAACGAAAUAAAACGACCAAUAACGUGAAAUUGAGGCUUAGAAAAUAUGCGGUUAUAUAGUAGCAAACCAUUAUAUGUAUAACAAUCGAAGUUCGUGUUUUUUCGGACGAAAAAUGGAUCAUACCUUCAGUAUGUUAACCUUCCAGUGGGCGCGCUAUUGUCAAUUUUACGACAAAAGCACGUGAUCGUACCCCCACCCAUACCACACAGUCAAUAUCUACAAAAUUUCCGUUAUUCGCAAAAUUAACGUCAUGCGCCGUUGUAUGUAAGCAUAUUAAUAAUAUCUUCGCAAAUUUUUUAAAUGAAAAUAGAUUGGUUACAAUGAAACGGAUGGUAGAGUGGAUACUGUAGAUAAGAUUUGUGUUGCUUACUCUGCCACUAGGAUAACAAAGGGAUGGCCGUUCUACAGUAUGAUACAUAUUGGCGGCAUAAUUGUUGAAAUUUUAUACAAAUUGGCCUGUCCAGCGAAGGCUCCUAAAUAUCGAAGAGUUUUCCUGAAAAAUUUGUCAGAUCAACUGUUUGACAGAUAUGUACUGCAUGAUAUAAGUGCCCUCCUCAAGGUGACUUAUUGUCGGGAGGUUUUUUUUUAUAUCUACUGAAGAAAAAAAAAAUAGAAACCUUAUAAAGCGCGGUGUUUGCUGAGAAUAUGUAAUGGAAAAAAAUAUCCUUAGGUUCAAUGAAGUGUUGCCAUUAGGCAACAUGAAGUGUUUUCAGUCAUUUACAGGCAAGAUGCUUUCUGUGGUUGAGAUUGUUUGCAAUUAUUGAAAGAAUGGGAGCAUUAAUUCGGACCAAUAGUCAGAUUCUUUUGAAAUAUUAUAUUUUUAAAGUAUGGUUUGGUUCUUUGUAAACAUAAAUAAGAAAAUAUUGGUUUAAAAUACAUAAUUUUUGAAGUUAUACUUCUUUACGAUUGAGAGUGAAAUUUUAUAAUUCUGAGCGCAUGCUCACAUAGACAGUAUGUAGUUCGUUGCUAAUCUUUCAAGUUAUGUACGUAUCCGCGCAAAUAAGUCAUUAAAAGAAUAUAUUAGUAUUAGUGUUUUUAGUAAAUGUAUUAUUUAUUAUAAUUUUUGUGCCUUUGGAUUUGUCUUCCUCGGGAGUAAGAUAAUAAAAUAUCUAUUAUAACAUUUUUAUACUUCACUUUAUCUAUUUGUCACCGUGAUGUGUAAUUAUAUCCGAGACAUCACGUGGACGGGGCUUGAUAGCGUGGUUGGCAGAGCAUUGGACCAGAGAUCGAGAGGUCCCGGGUUCAAAUCCCGGACGAUUCAUAUUCUUUUUUUUUAUUUUUGCUAUUAUUUUAAUAAAAAUUGUUUGAAAGUGGUAGGUAAGAAAGUUAGUUUAAUAUUUAAAUAAAAUACAAAUAAACUGUUAAGUAUAUUUAUUUCGUUGAAAUUAUAUAAUAGAAGUAUAACUUCUUACGUGCGUACAAAGUACACACACAUUCUUUUUUUUUUUUUUUUUGUAUAAGCUAAUAAUAACAAUUCCCCAACAUUUAUUUAAAGAAAAUAUCAUUUACAAUAAGACAUAAAAUUUACGAGAAAUUAAAGGGCGCCCCCCUCCCCCCGAUUAUAGUUCAAACUAAGGGAGAUUACGGUUCACCAAAGCUAUGUAGCAAAUUGGCAACUACAUGAAAUGAAUAUUGGAUUAUAUAUUAUAAAUAUUUUCGUUCAGGUGUAUUUUAACCAUUUACGUACAAAGUUCUUGGGCUCACUGACAAUUAAAUCUGUUGACAAAAAAUAUUCGAUUUCAAGUAUUAUCUUCAAUUUUUUUUUUUCAAACUCCAGUUAAUAACUCGACUAUUUUGUACAUACGUAAAAUGAUACACUGACUGAAAUAUACAGAUUUAUAAAGUCUAUACAAAUUUAGUAAACUGUUGUGUAAAAUAUGUUAUUUUAUUUGUUUAGCUGUAAAUUUUUAAUAGAGAAAAAAUAUGUUAUCUUGUAAAUAUGGUGCAUUAUAUUGUUAUGUAGUCCUGAAAGUCUUCUAUACUUAAACCGAUACUUUGAAAUCCAAUUUUUUUGUUGACAAUGCAUAAUUUGCCAGUAAGUAAGUGAUGUAUAUAUUUCAAUUUUAUACUUUUAUUAUUAUUUUCAUAUAGUGUACUAACCAUUAAUCUCUUUAUAUCGGGCUUCUUCUUUUUGUGUAAGAGUUAUAUUUAAUUAUAGAUCUUUUGUAAUUAUGAAAAUUUUUAAAACAGUUAUAUAUUAGUGGUGAUUAUUUGAUUUGUAUAUUGUAUAAAAUCUUUUGGAAACAAAUGUCUUCUUGUUUGUAUAGUUGUAAAUGAAUAAAAUGGCUUAAAUAGAUAAUUGUCAGAUUUGUAA